Nymphaea colorata (pocket water lily) is the source of this 2092-nucleotide messenger RNA. RefSeq names its product DNA damage-binding protein 2. Gene Ontology annotation, biological process: DNA repair; response to UV. The transcript is spliced from 11 exons. NCBI's taxonomy places the organism in Eukaryota, Viridiplantae, Streptophyta, Magnoliopsida, Nymphaeales, Nymphaeaceae. The record is from RefSeq and is a predicted model, not a curated record. Gene Ontology annotation, cellular component: nucleus; Cul4-RING E3 ubiquitin ligase complex. The coding region runs from base 142 to 1893 and encodes 583 amino acids. Gene Ontology annotation, molecular function: damaged DNA binding; protein binding.
CUCUCGUUCUCCCCUUCCAAGUUCCAACCACCGACCUUCCUCCCCUUUUCCUCCGUCCGUUUACCUUCUCCAGUUCUCCUCCUCCCAUUUCCUUCUCCAGACAGACGGACGGACAGACAGAGAGACAAACAGACGGACAGGAUGGUCGUUUCACGUCGACCGAGGCAGCAGAAUUUCCCCAAGUUUCUUGUUGAGAGGGAAUCCGAUUCAGAGGAGAGCAGCUCCGGCGAAGAAGAAGAAGAAGAAUUAGAAAGGGACGAAGACAACGAUGACGACGAUGGCGUUGGAGUGACAACCCCGCCUUUUUCGCGACCCAGGAGUUCAUCGAGAUCGAGCGGAAGUGGCUUGACCGCUUUCGAAGAAUCGAGGUGGGCUUCGAGAAGGUCGAAGACGGCAUUGCCGCCUAUCACCAUCUCCCUCAAGAAAGUGUGCAAGGUAUGCAAAGGGACAGGGCAUGAAGCUGGGUUCAGAGGAGCCACCUACAUCGAUUGCCCUAAAAAGCCGUGCUUCUUGUGUAAGCAGCCUGGGCACACGACGAUCACUUGUCCCCACAGAGUAGCUCCGGAACAUGCACUUGUUCCCACCCCAAGAAGGAACUCCAAGAGGCCGUUGGAUUACGUGUUCGAACGCCAGCUCAGAUGCAACGUCCGUACGAUCAAGCCAAGAUUUGUUAUUCCUAAUCAAGUGGAUUGUGCAAUCAUCAGAUUGCAUAGUAGGCGUGUGACAUGCCUAGAGUUCCAUCCCACCAACAACAAAAUUCUCUUAUCAGCAGAUAAGAAAGGACAGCUUGGGAUCUGGGAUUAUAAUAGAGUGAGUGAGAAGACAAUUUAUGACUCAAUACAUUCCUGUAUCCUGAACAGCAUGAAGUUCAACCCUGUGAAUGAUGGAACUUUAUACACUACAUCUGCAGAUGGGACCAUUAGCUGUACUGAUUUGGAAAUUGGAAUUCCUAAUCUCUUGAUGGACCUGAAUUCUAGUGGGUGGAAUGGUCCGGCAAAUUGGCGGAUGCUACAUGGAUUGGAUAUUAACUCAGACAAGCAACUUGUGCUUGUAACAGAUAACAUUGGAUAUAUCUAUAUGUUGGAUCUGCGUUCGAACAAGACAACUGGGGAGCCAAUUUUGAUUCAUAAAAAAGGAACGAAGGUGGUAGGGCUUCACUGCAACCCCCUGCAACCAGACCUGCUCCUUAGCUGUGGCAACGAUCACUUCGCCCGCAUUUGGGAUGUACGGCGGUUGGAGGCAGGUUCCUGUAUUGAAAGUCUUGUACAUGGCCGUGUUGUUAACUCUGCCUAUUUUUCUCCACUGACUGGUAAUAAAAUUCUAACUACCUCUCAAGACAAUCGAAUUCGUGUAUGGGAUUCUAUUUUCGGUAAUUUGGAGCGCCCAAGCAGAGAGAUUGUCCAUAGUCACGAUUUCAACCGGCAUCUGACUUGUUUCAGAGCUGAAUGGGAUCCAAAGGAUCCAUCAGAAUCCCUUGCAGUUAUUGGGAGAUACAUAAGCGAGAACUAUAAUGGUGUCGCAUUGCAUCCUAUCGAUUUCAUUGACAUUAGUACUGGACAAUUAGUCGCUGAGGUUAUGGAACCCAGUAUCACGACAAUCAGUUCGGUGAACAAGCUUCAUCCUAGAGAGGACAUCAUGGCGUCGGGAAGCUCAAGGUCUCUCUACGUCUGGAGGCCCAAGGGAUUGCAGGAGUCUGACCAAGCUGAAGCUGAAGGACGUGGAGAUUUGUCGACUAGGAUCUCGUAUUGUGGGAAGGAUGGGAAGGGAAAGAAGGGCAAGCGGAGUGGUGAUGAUGAUGAUGAUGAUGGUGAUAACGAUGAUGAAUUUCCUAGCAAAGCCUCUGGAAGAACUAGAUCAAGUUAUAUUCUAAAAGCUCGUGGAGUCCACGCCUAACUCAUGUCGAAGGAACUCUGAAAGGGAAGGACGGUAUGAUGCGACGUAGGGGAAAAGCUUUGAGAAUCAUGCAUCUUUGUCUGCCUGGAAGGUCAUAAGCAUGUUCAGGUUCGGAGGUGCAGACUCCCACUUGUUUUACAGGUUCCUAGAGGUGUACUUUUUUUAGUAAAUGUCUAUAUAUAUAUAGUAAAUGUCUAUA